CACAAUCUGUUUUUCACUUUUUUGGGCCAUAUUCAAUAUCAAAAAUUAUAUACAUAGCCUAGGGAACAAAACUAUAAUUUACUCUACAAUCAAUCUCCAUCAAUAUUUUGCAACGAUCCAAAAGGUGGCAAAAAUCGCAGAUUCAUCAUAUUUCUUUCACCAUUAUUGUCAAAAACAAUUCCGAGUCUCUUUCUACAGAAUCGAUUUGAUCUGUUUAAUAUCUGAAUCUGAUCGAAUGCAACUAUUCAGAAAAGCAAAAAAGAUCCGUCUUCGAAGCGUAAAAGACAAAUACCUAGUGGCAGAUGAUGACGAGGAAACGGUUUUCCAAGAUCGCGAUGGGUCAUCGGAAAAAGCCGAAUGGGUGGUCUACACCGCCGGAAAAAAUCACAUCCGUUUCAAGAGUUAUUACGGAAAAUACCUAAUGGCAUCUAAUACGCCAUUUCUUCAAGGAGUAAAGGGGAAAAAAGUUAUACAAACGGAAUUGAAACCGGAUUUAGAUGGGAGUGUGAAUUGGGAACCGGUAAGGGACGGUUUUCAGGUCCGGCUGAAAACGCACACCGGCAGUUUCUUGCGGCCGAACGGCGGAGUGCCGCCGUGGAGAAAUACGAUCACGCAUGAUACACCGCGGAGGUCAAAAACGCGGGAGAAGGUUUUGUGGGAUAUUGAAACUGUAGAAAGUCUUCCGUCGUAUCAGAAGGGAGAUUAAAAGUUUGAAUCUUUGUAUUCCUUUUUUUUUUUAUUAUUUUUUGCCAUUGAGUUUUGUAAUAAAGAGUUAAAAGUUUAAACUUUAUACUUGUGGUCCAAGUAGGGUUUGUAAGUAUACAUAAAAAUAAAUAUGUAAAAAGAUCAUAUACAAAAAUGAAGAUAUAAAAAAUAAUUUUAUAAAAAUGAAUUCCCAAAAUUCUAAAAAAAAACAUAUAAAAGAAGUUGUAAAAUAAAA
This is a messenger RNA of Lactuca sativa (garden lettuce), 940 nucleotides long. Lineage: Eukaryota; Viridiplantae; Streptophyta; Magnoliopsida; Asterales; Asteraceae. The record is from RefSeq and is a predicted model, not a curated record.